AAUAUUUAUAUUAAACCCUUCACAUUACUGUACCAUGUCAGGAAAAGGAAAAGUUCACGGUGGUAAGGGAAAGUCCUCAGAGUCCUCCAAGUCCUCCACAUCGCACUCUGCCAGAGCAGGGUUACAAUUCCCAGUUGGUAGAAUUAAGCGUUAUUUGAAGAGAACCGCACAAAAUAAGAUUAGAGUUGGUUCCAAGUCUGCCAUUUAUUUGACUGCUGUGUUGGAAUAUUUGACUGCCGAAGUAUUAGAAUUAGCUGGUAAUGCUGCCAAGGAUUUGAAGGUAAAGAGAAUUACUCCUAGACAUUUACAAUUGGCCAUCAGAGGUGAUGAAGAAUUGGACAAUUUGAUUAAGGCCACCAUUGCUUACGGUGGUGUUUUGCCACAUAUCAACAAGGCUCUUUUGUUGAAGGUAGAAAAGAAGAAGCAGAAAUAGUGUACUAUAUGUUUUAAUAUAAAGAAUUUAAGUA
Messenger RNA from [Candida] anglica, 467 nucleotides. The record is from the annotation of a GenBank genome assembly. NCBI's taxonomy places the organism in Eukaryota, Fungi, Ascomycota, Pichiomycetes, Serinales, Debaryomycetaceae.